AUGGCUUCUCCCAGCAAGGCGAUCAACAGCACGGUCAACCCGAUCAUCCCGGGCUUCGCACCCGACCCUACCAUCAUCAAGCACAUGGGCAAAUACUGGCUCGUCAACUCGACGUUCCAAUUCUUCCCCGGCCUCCCCGUCUACCACUCCACCGACCUCACGCACUGGACGCACGCCCACAACGCCAUCUCCCGCCCCAGCCAGCUCUCGGUGCUGCGCUCCUCCGCCGACCUCAUCACGGCCCGCAACCCGGACGCCCCCAACACCAAGCUCUGCUUCCAGGGCGGCCUGUACGCGCCCACACUGCGGUACCACGCCCCCUCUUCGACGUUCUACCUGCUGUGCACCAACAUCGUGCGGCCCGACAGGGCGGACCAGACGGUCAGCGAGGCGCAGAACUUCUGGAUCACGUGUCGUGAUUUGGAGGUGGGGGAGUGGAGCGAUCCCACGUAUUUUGAGUUUGAGGGCAUUGAUCCGAGUAUUUGGUUUGAAGAGGAGGAGCAGCAGGAGGGAGGGAAGAAGACGAGGGCGUAUGUGGUGGGGAGUCGGGGCCCGGGGCCCGGGACAAAGAUUAAUCUGUUUGAGGUGGAUUUGGAGUCCGGAAAGAAGUUGAGUGAGGAGAAGACGCUGUGGGAAGGGGAGAGGAAGUCCUAUCCGGAGGGGCCACAUAUUUAUCAGGAAGGGGGGUGGUAUUGGUUGCUGAUCGCGGAGGGGGGAACGCAUGAGGGUCAUUGUAUCAAUGUGGCGAGGAGUAAGGAGCUGUGGGGGCCGUAUGAGUCGAAUCCCGGGAAUCCGAUCGUGAGGGCUGUGCCGUAUGGGGAGGAUGUGCAGUGUACGGGCCAUAUGGAUUUGGUGGAGGGGGAGGAUGGGCAGUGGUUUGGGGUGUGCUUGGGGAUACGGAGGAGUGGAGAGAAGGGCGUGAGGAUGACGCAUGGUAGGGAGACGUUUUUGACGAGGGUGUGGUGGCCGGAGAGCGAGGAAGGAUGGCUGAGGGCCGAGAAGGUCGAGUUGGGAGUGGAGGGGAAGCAACGGGAUGGUAAUUGCGUGCCUAAAGUGGAGAAAGGGAGGGAUGGCUUGGAUUUGCUGUGGGUCAGGGAGCCGACGCUGGGAGACUACGUGAUUGAGGGCGAUGGGGUGAGAGUGAAGGUGAAAAGUAGUAAAGGUGACUUGAGUCAGUGGGAAGAGCCGGUGAGUUUCGUUGGGAAGAGGCAACGGUUAACGGAGGCGAGGAGUGAGGUCACGCUCAGGACAGAUGGGGCUGGAAAAGGCCUGAAAGCCGGCUUGGUGGUCUACAAGGAUGAGCACCGGUUCGUGAGGAUCUUUCUCGACGGGGACAAGAAAGUAAAAUGGGAGCUGCUGAACAAGGCGAAAGAUUUGGCGGACUCAAAGGAGCUGGACCAUGGGAUAACUGGUCAGGAUCUGUGGCUGCAGAUCAGCUAUGACGAGGAAAAGUACAUCUUUGCGUACAAGGAGAGUAAGGGCGCUCAAUGGACGAAGGUGAUCGAGAUGGACCAUGCUCAGCUGUCAGGCCCAGAUUUCGUGGGACCGGUCAUUGGCGUCUUUGCUACGGGAGAGGUUGGACAGGAGGUGAAGUUCGAGGAUUUCAUGGUAGAUAUUGAAUAG
Cyphellophora europaea CBS 101466 is the source of this 1623-nucleotide messenger RNA. RefSeq lists its product as uncharacterized. The record is from RefSeq and is a predicted model, not a curated record. The coding region runs from base 1 to 1623 and encodes 540 amino acids. Gene Ontology annotation, biological process: carbohydrate metabolic process. The transcript is spliced from 2 exons. Gene Ontology annotation, molecular function: hydrolase activity, hydrolyzing O-glycosyl compounds. NCBI's taxonomy places the organism in Eukaryota, Fungi, Ascomycota, Eurotiomycetes, Chaetothyriales, Cyphellophoraceae.